Molecule: messenger RNA, 5622 nt
Organism: Astyanax mexicanus (Mexican tetra)
Lineage: Eukaryota; Metazoa; Chordata; Actinopteri; Characiformes; Acestrorhamphidae
Gene: c4b
Product: complement 4B (Chido blood group)
Exons: 41
Coding region: 54-5201 (1715 amino acids)
Biological process (GO): complement activation
Cellular component (GO): extracellular region
Molecular function (GO): protein binding; endopeptidase inhibitor activity
Source: RefSeq, a predicted model, not a curated record
AGAACACACAGCAGCAGAUAACGGGCCGAGCGGAGGAGCACGCUGCGUCAGAUAUGGGCUCCCAACUGGACCUGCUGCUGCUGCUUACCUCAGCCUUCACCACAAACCUGAUUUCUGCAGACAGAUUCAUGGUGGUGGCUCCCAGUGUGUUUCACGUUGGGGUGAAGGAGACGGUGUUGGUGCAGGUGGGAAAAGCCCUGCUGAACAAACCUGUGACCUGUUACCUAGAACAGGAAGUAAAACGGGUUCUUAUGUCUGAGAAGAAAACUGUGCAGAUCACACAAAAGGGACAAUUCAGAGAACUGAACCUUCAGGUGACUACAGAUAAAGUAACGGAGCUGCAGUCGACCAAUGGGGAGCCACCAUACCUGAACCUGGUGUGUGAUGUUGGAGAAAAGGAAAGACAGAUCACCAGAGUGUUAGUCUCCCAACAUAGAGGAUACAUCUUCAUCCAGACCGACCAGCCCAUUUACAACCCCACCCAGCUAGUGCAGUACAGGGUUUUUGUUCUGAAUCACGCCAUGAGACCGACGUCAGGAAACAUACACAUACACCUUAUCAAUGCAGAAGAAAACACAAUCAAAAAGAUGCUGUUGAAAGUUGAAGACGGUAUUAUCUCCAAGAACUUCCGCAUUCCUGACAUUUCUCUGCCGGGUGUUUGGAAGAUCAAAGCAUUCCUCAGCGGUGAUGAGAAGAAUGCCACCGUCCGAGAAUUUAAGGUCCAAAAGUUUGUCCUUCCCAGUUUCAGUGUGUCCAUCAAGCCUGGUUCUGAUUAUCUCCUGCUGCAAAAGAACCUAAAGAGUACUCCUGAGGAAAGCUUCAUAUUGUCUAUCGAUGCUUCAUAUUCCUAUGGAAAGAAGAUCAGCGGAGGAUUCCACUGUAGGUUUGGUGUUAGACCAGACGGGUCCAACGACAUCAACUUCAUUAAGGGCCUGGAGAAAACUGGACCAGUUAGAGACGGAGAAGCCGAGGUGAGUCUGAAGCUGUCGGAUGUGUGGCUGAAAGUCCAGAGCGAGAUUGGAGAGGAUUUACCUGUAGAAGGAUCUCAUUUCUACAUCGCUGUUACAGUUACAGACAGAAUAAGUGGUGAGAUACAGGAGACAGAGAUGUUCCUCCCUAUCGAAUCCCAGCGUUAUCUAGUGGACCUGUCCCGAACACGAUCCCACUACAUCCCUCAAAUGCCUCUAGACGUUGUGGUUGUGGUGCGCACUGCAAGUGGCCUGCCUGCUGCAAACGUCCAGCUGAAAAUCGAAAUGGCCAACACUGCAGAGAAUUCUGUAAAUCGAAUCACAGACCAGGAGGGAACUGCAGUAUCACCCUUCAAUCUUAACCAAUCACCAUCAUUUGCAACUGUGGAGGUAACAGUGGACGGAAUAAAAUCAACAAAAAAGAUUCUCCCAGCCACGUCCCCCACCAACAGCUUCCUGUACAUUAACAUAAACAACAGAGUCAUCCCACAGGAACACAGCCUGGGUGUGGUUUUUAGUGUUGUCAAUGGCAAACCAGAGGAUAAUCACAUUUACUACAUGGUGGUCAGUAAAGGUGCUGUGGUGAACUCGGGUUCUCUGGAAGCUAAAAAUGUUUUGACAAAAACAAACAUUCUUUUCAGCCCAAACAUGAUCCCCUCCUUUCGCCUGAUUGGAUAUUAUUACCAUUCUGAUGGGGAGCUGGUAGCCGACUCUGUCUGGGUGGAUGUGGAGGAUGCGUGUGAGGGAAUGCUCAAGGUCACAGAAGAUGAUGUGAGCAAUUCCUACAUCCCAGGAACCUUCAUUCCACUGAAACUCGAUGUGGGAAAACAGAGAGCGAGAGUGGCUUUACUAACUGUGGAUAAAGCCAUAUAUGCUCUGAAUGCCCAGAACAAACUCACACCAAAGCAGGUCUUCGCCUCGAUGCAGUCGUAUGACCUGGGCUGUUCGUACGGAGGAGGCGUCAACACUGCUGCGGUGUUUAACGAUGCUGGGUUGGCCUUCAUUUCUGAUUCUAAAACAAUCAAAUCCCAGAUGAGGAAAGGAUUUGGCUGUGAGUCAGGAUUCAGACGCCAGAGACGUGCUAUAGACCUACAGAAGGAACUGCACGAAAAAGAAUCAAAGUUCUCUGACAGAGUGCUGCAGAAGUGUUGCCGGCAUGGCCUGGUGGUGAUCCCCAUGCAGCUGAGCUGUGAGGAGCGGAAGAGUCGGAUAGGCCAGGGGAAGAGCCGGGAGUGUGUGGAGGCUUUCCUGGAGUGCUGCCAGUUUGCAGUGAAGCUAAGGGAUAAGAAGAGGCAGGAGGAGAUGUGGAGUGGCCAUGGCAGGACUGCUGCUACCAGUACUAUUGAGGAUUUCUUUGAUAACCACGUGCAAGAAAUUCGCACGUACUUCCCCCCCAGCUUUGAAUUCAAGGUCAUUGAAGUGAAUAACAAAGCUGUACACAGACUGAUAGCUCCUGACUCCAUUACCACCUGGGAAGUCCAAGCGGUCAGUUUAUCUUCCUCACAUGGUUUCUGUGUAGCGAACCCUCUGGACAUCCGUGUGUUUAAGCAGCUGUUUCUGGCUCUAAGGCUCCCGUACUCCGUUAAACGCAAUGAACAACUAGCCAUCGUUGUGGUGAUCUACAAUUAUGGUCAAAAUAAGGAAGAGCUUGCGGUCAACAUGAAGCAGGUGGAAGGUUUGUGUUCUCCUGGAGCUCAGUCUAGUGCCUUCUACAUCAACAUCACUGUGGGUGCAGGUUCCUCCGAGACUGUCACAUUCUCUGCAGUUCCCUUGAAAGAGGGUAAAAUCCCCAUCGUUAUCCGGCUUUAUGACCGUGACAAUGAAUUUGGAGUUGAUGCCAUUGAGAAAACACUGCUGGUCAUGACAGAAGGAGUGGAGAUACGGAAGGAAGAAAGUUGUCUAAUCAAUUUGGACGGUAAAAGUGUCACAACAAGGACGAUUGAUGGAAUGUUCCCGAAUAUGACAGUACCUGACUCAGCCAAAAAUCUGUUCAUCAGACUGGAAGAUGAGGCAUUUGGUGUGGCAGCUGCUAUGCCCCUUCUGUCCCCAUCCAAUGUGGAGAAGCUGAUCCGGGCCCCUUUCGGUUGUGCCGAGCAGACCAUGAUCAUGAUGUCGCCCACAGCUUUGUCCAUCCGCUAUCUGGACAGCAGCAACCACUGGCUGGAGCUUCCAGCUGGAAUAAGAGACACUGCACUGGACUACCUAGAAAAAGCCUAUGAUAGAAUUUUGAGCUUUAAGAAGGAUGAUGGAUCAUACGGAGCUUGGAAACACUACCCCACCAGUCACUGGCUGACAGCACUGGUGGUGAAGGUGUUGUCACUUGUAGCCGAGUGUGAGUUAUCUACAAAAUCUCAGCAGCAGAUUGUCUCACAGAAGGAAAUCCGGGAUUCAGUCAAGUACCUUAUUAAAACUCAGAAUAAGGAUGGGUCAUUUAGUGACCCGCAUCCAGUCAUUCACAGAGAGAUGCAGGGUGGAAUUGGUGGAGUUGAGCAGGAUGCCUCUCUCACAGCUUUCAUAACCAUCGCCCUGAAUCACUCGCUGCCUUACCUAGAGACAGAGACAGACAUUGUGGAGGAGGCAAUCUCUCGUGCCACGGCAUUCCUUUUCUCCCGGGUUGAUGACCUACAGCGACCUUUUGCAGUGGCCAUUACAGCCUACUGCCUGUCCACAUGCCUAACAGAUCGGAAACAGGCUGAACCAGCCUGGACCAAACUACAAAGUUUGGCUACACAAGUGGGUGAGUGUAAGGUGUGGAAAGCAAAUGAGGACAUGCGGCUGGUAGGUGAAGGGAGGGGCUACCUGGUUCCAGCAACGGUGGCUCUGACAGUGGAAACCACUGCGUACGCUCUCCUCACUGCGCUGGCCUGGGGAAACCAGUCAGAGGCAAAAGCAGCGGCAUGCUUCCUUUCCUCACAGGAGAACUAUGAGGGAGGAUUUAAGUCCACACAGGACACUAUCAUGGCUUUGGAGGCUCUUUCAGAGUACGGCAUACACAAAACCGAGUCUACACCCCCCCUCGUUACCGUGCAGUUCACCACCCCCGCCGGCCGAUCAGAGAGGGAGGAACUGGUACUAAAUACCAAAGGAGAAAAGGUGGAGGUGGAGUUACAGAGGCUCUUGGGAGGAGACAUCACUGCCAAGUUUUCCGGAAAAGGAGAAGCAAAAUUCAAGGUAGUGAAGGCUUACUAUGACUUCGACCACUCUUCCAAUUGCAAUAACCUGUCAAUCAGCGUCACAGUUCAAGGCAAAGUGGAGUACACUGCACAAGUUACAGAAAACUAUGACUAUGACUAUCAGAGUGACACACCCAAAGAGAGAGAGGAGGCGGAGCUUCCACAGUCAUCCAUAGAGUGGUUUGAUGUUCGCAGCAGACGCAGACGAGACACGCGGCAGAGUUCAGAGGACACACUGGUGUAUCGUGUGUGUGUGAGUCACUCUCAGGAGCUUUCAGGCAUGUCUAUUGCUGACAUCACACUGCUGAGCGGCUUUGAACCCAACACUGAUGAUCUGGACAAGCUAAAGGACCUUGCAGAUACAUAUAUCUCUCACUAUGAGGUCUCACAAGGACGAGUUCUGUUAUAUUUCAAUAAGAUUCAUAACGCUAAUGACUGUAUCGUAUUUGAAGCUGUGCAGAAAGUGCCAGUGGGUUUAGUGCAGCCGGCCCCCGCAUCCUUCUACGACUAUUACGAGCCAGACAGACGGUGCUCUGUGUUCUACUCUGCCCCCAAACGGAGCAAACUGGUGUCUGUAAUCUGCUCAGAAGACGUCUGCCAGUGUGCAGAGAGAGGCUGUUUUACAGAAAAGAAAACAUUUGAGUCGAAGAUUAAAAAGGAGGAACGUUUCAAACACGCUUGCUACCAGCCUGUGAUGGAUUACGGUUUGGUGGUUACUGUGAAAUCACAAGAAGAAAAGGGAAACUUUCAGAUGUUCUACACCACAGUGGAUGAAGUUCUCAGAAGCAAAAGCAACACUUUGAACGAGGGUGUCAUUCAAGUGUUUGCUAAAAGAAAACACUGCAAGGGUCAGCUGGAGACAAACCACACUUAUCUGAUCAUGGGCAAAGAUGCCUCCAGUACUGCCUCCAGAGGACCGACUCAGUAUCUACUGGACUCAAAUACGUGGGUCGAGCAGGAGCCUAAACCUGACAAAUGCAAGGCAUCAGUCUACAAGCUACUCUGCAAAGGGUUUAAAGAUUUUCUGAAAAAGUACCAAACUGACGGCUGCGCCCAAUAAAGACCAGAGCACAUUAAACAGGAAUUACACCAAUAGUCAUACAGUACAUCAUUCUGUGCAUGGGGAUGAACUCGUUUAGAAUAAGGGCUGGAGAUGAACUCAUGCUUCAGAUGUUCAGAUGUCUUUUCACCACCACUGUACACUGUGCAAGAUUAUCUAGAGGAAAAGUUCAGAAAUAUUAUUUUCCAUUCUAACUGUUUAAUACUGUAAAGAAUGUUGGAUUAUCAGAUUUCUCCUUUGAUACUUGCCCUGUACACUGCAAUGACACAUAGUUAAUCAGCAAUAUUAUUAUAGAGAUAUGGGCCAUAUCAUAUAGCCCAAGUCAUACAUGUCACACAGCUAGGUUCUGCUUUGUUUGUUUGCUUGAUCUAAUUUCUGUAUUUAGUUUUACUUCAUCAAAAUAAAAUAAUAAAUCAAUUGA